UCGAGCUGGUCUAGACCCCGGCUGACGGCCAGUGUGGAGGCUCGCGCCCCUGCCCGGGCGAUGGCAAGUACUGCGACCAACUGCCCAAGUCCAACUGCACCGUGUGGCUGACAGAUCUACUCAUCCACCUCCAUCCACAGCCAGCCGCCCGCGUAUCAGUCAAAGGCUCGUCCCGCAAAGCUCCAGUGCCCAUUGACAUUCGGUACUGCCACUGUGCCCUGCGAAAGGCUCCCAGUCUCGAAGAAGAUGUCGCAGCUCCCGACGUGCGUUCUUGCGCUGCGCCCCGCUCGUCAAUCGGCGAAGCGCAAGAAAUACAUCGGGGUCGUUCCUCAGGCUAUAUCGCGCUCAGUCCUCCGGAUCGCAGUGGAGCUCGCGCUUUCCGUGGGCAUCUUCCUGCUAUGUGUGUUGUUGACGCGGCGGGUCCUAGGCAUUUCCUCUCUGUCAACUACAACAUAUGGGGACCGAGCGAGCGCCAUCGCACGUCCGCCAUCCGAGGCACGUCCAUCCGGACGUUGGGAACUGUUCCAACGGUCGCUGGACGACGCAGGCGCUCUCUCCGACUCCAUCCUAGCCAUGGACAUCACCGAUUGGGACAUCCUACUGGACAUGUACGACGAGCCCGAGGUGCACAUCGAGCACGAAUUGCGCAAGAGGGACUACGCGUCGGAUGUCGCGCUGCAGCAGCCGCUUCACUUCAGUCUCGAUUCAGUGCAGGAAGACGCUCAUGGCCGCGACGUCGUAACGACUCCACAAAAUCUAGUCGCUUCCUUUCGGCAGACGAAGACCAAGCAUCGAUAGAACCAGGUGUUCGUCGCCCAAUUAGCCAUGCCUUGGACUUUGCGGAGGCACACACUACGCCCAUACGGCAGAGGACUUCAGCCUCGAUUGUCCUGUCUUGAGAUAGAGCCUAGACUCACUCCCAUCGGGACAGUACGUGUAGUAGCUUCGUAGUAGGACGACGCAUAGAACACACACUUGUAUCAAAUUCAGGCUUCUGCAUUACUACUGUACUUGUCUUCACAGAUUGUCGUUAUACACAGAGCUCCCACAUGCCCCGUCUGAGUCCACCGCUCAAUGUCCCGCACGCAUCGGCUUCACCUCCUGCAUACGCUGCAUCGUCUCGCGCAGCUCCGCCUCCGCAAACGCCGCCGCCUCCUUCGCGACUACGAGCUUCUUCUCCAGCUCG
Molecule: messenger RNA, 1186 nt
Organism: Rhodofomes roseus
Lineage: Eukaryota; Fungi; Basidiomycota; Agaricomycetes; Polyporales; Fomitopsidaceae
Exons: 1
Coding region: 247-798 (183 amino acids)
Source: RefSeq, a predicted model, not a curated record